UCAAUCGUUUCUAGAAAGUCCCUAAGCCAACCGGCUUGCUGUAGUGUUAAGAGGCACAUCUGCACACUCACAUCCAGAAAGGGGCUCUGUGCUCUGCAUCCAGCACAGAGGGAGCCCAGACACUUUCAAUGGAGGAGCAGCCUGGGCAGCACCAUCACCAUUCUCCUUCCUCUCACAGCUACUAUUACUAUUGUACACAAGGCCAGCAGCAGUACCACCACAAUUACCAGCAGACCCCCAAACUGCAGCAUGGAGCAGAAGGCAGCGCCAAACCCCAGUCCAAGCCUCUGAAACAUGAACAGAAACACGCCCUACAGCACCAGGAAACACACCAGAAGAAAACAGGACAUGGAGAGCUAAAUGGUACAGCAGGAGAAAGAUACCCACCUCCAAAGACCCUGGGCUCCGACAAAGCUGCAAACCAGACUGCUUCUAGGGUAUCCAACGGCAACCAGCAAGUUGUUGUUGAUACAAACAUCAAUCCCAAGCAGCAAGUAAAAGCCCACAAUUUUGGAAAAGCGGGAAGUAAAACUAAAACUCUUCUCCAUAAAAACAGUAUGGACAAAAAGAAUGAAAAGUCUUAUGAAAGCAAAACGAAAGAUACUAAAUGCACAGAUAAGGGCGAGGUAGGGCCAUUUCAAAAUGGUUUGCUGGCAAACAACUCUGGAUAUAUAACUAACGGUUAUGUGUCCAAAUGUGCAGAAAAUGAUGGUAGUGGCUCUGAAAGUGGAUAUGCUACUCCCAAGAAGAGGAAAGAUAGGUGCAACAAUGUCAAGGGUGCUGGGGGUUUCAACUCUGUAAUGGACAAAACUACGGACACUGAUGUCAAGCUGGAAUCUGAGAGUUCCAAACCAGAUCCACUUGUAGACCAGAAGGGAGGAGGCAGAAUGGAUAAUGCUAAAGCCUCCUGGAAAUGUGAUUCUGGUAUGACUGGUGCAAGCAGGGGUAAACCAAACUCUGCAGAUGUACAGAGGAAAAACUCUGAUGUUAAACCCUUAGGAAGCAAAAAGUUUGAUGACAGGCCUAAGGGGAAAGUCUCCCCAGCUGCCUCUUCAAAGGAGGAUUCUUGGACUUUAUUUAAACCACCUCCCGCUUUCCCAGUGGACAACAGUAGUGCUAAAAUCGUUCCCAAAAUAAGUUAUGCAAGCAAAGUUAAAGAAAACCUCAACAAGGCAGCCCAGAACAAUUCUGCUUCAUCUUCACUAGCCUUCUCUCCAGUGGCUGGUGAAGUAAUAAAUUUGAACUGCGUUUCCCAAGUCCCCAUGUCUGCUAUGAAAUCUGUAUCAACAGUUAACUUUCCCAAUGGUCCCCUUUUAGCAGGAGCCGAUUUGAGUUCAUAUCUCCCUGCUAUCCAGCCUCUCUUGGCUACUGCUGCUAGUACUGUAUCACACACACUGCCUGGGGGAGCAGAGUCUUUCCCUACAGAAGCAGCUUCUGCCCUAACCCCUUGUGAUCAAAAGAAAUCUAGCCUUUUUAUGUACCCUUCAAAUAUGCAACAAACACUGCCGACCACAACACAGGGAGAUCUGUCUGGUCAGGCAAAUCAACACAGUCUAGGAGAAAUAUUUCAGAACCAAUGGGGAUUAUCUUUCAUAAACGAGCCUAGUGCUGGCCCAGAGGCAGGAGUGGCUAAACCUACCUGUGGGCAAAUUACCUGGGAGGGCGCCAUUACAUCGGUUUCACAGGGUGCUGAAGUAGUUGCCUCAGGAAAUGAACGCCCAGUUUUCCCCAAGGCCUAUGAGCUGGAGAAACGGACUAGCCCUCAGGUUCCAGAUGGUGCUUCUCUGAAAGUGGCUCAUGGGUCUGGGGUAGAGUGUACUGGGUUAUCCUCAGAGCCACAGCAAAUAGUUGAGCUGCAAAAGACUGAUUCUAGCCAGGUUUCUUUAGUGUUUCAAGCUAAGGUUUACGAGAUGGAAGUUCCUCCUCGGACCUCUUUGACAAACACUUUACAGACCUCCGCCAAAGAUAAGAGGUACCUCGGAGGCCUUGAAUGGGGUUCUAAUGACCUGAAGGCUGCUAUUCUAUAUCACACUAAAGAAAUGGAAUCUAUUUUCAUCUUACAAAAACAAGAUUCCAGUAGAAUAAUAACUUAUAAUGAAGCCAUGGACCGCCCUGAUCAUUGAGAAAGCUACUGGGACUUUUGGCUUUACAUUUCCUACAGCAUUUCAUCUGUGCAUGAAAGACAUUAACAAGCUAUCAUGCCCUUUUCAAAAUCUUCAGUGCAACUGCAGAAGAAAGAUAAAUAGAUUCAAUGGAUAGAAUUAUAUAAAUAUAUAUAUAUAUAUGUGAUAUAUAUAUAUUUUGUUUAGAUAACUAUGUAUAGACAAAUCUAUAUCUAUAUAAAAAUAUAUAUAUAUAGUUAUUUAAACAAAUUUUAAAAUAAGUGACAGUGCUAUUCAAACACUUAGAUCAAAUCAGGAAAAAAAUAUUUUCCAGAAAAUAAGAAAACAAUUAUUUAAUCGCUGGUACAAAAUAUUUUUCCAUCGUUGACACCUACUUGUUUUUUUGUUUUGUUUUUCUCCCCCUCCUUCCCUAGGUUCUUUUAUUGCCUCUUCCUUACUCCUCCUCUAUUUCCAUGUUUACCUUUUCACUAUAUAUAUAUAUUUGUUUUUAUCGCUGCGUUCAACAGAGAGGACUGACUGGAAGCAUGACACGGUUGUUUUGGUCAUCUUGUUACUUUGCCUGUAAAUUUCAAAGGAACCGCGGUGACAAAAAUAAUGCUUGUCUACAUUUUUGCCAACAAGGAUAAAGGCUUACAAAGGAUUAUUUUGAAAAAAAAUCAUGCUGCUCCACACUUUAGUCCCAUUUUGUUCGUAUAUUUACAUUAAUGGCCUCUGUGUGUGAAACUUAUCCCUGCAAAAAUGGCAGAAACAAAUGGACAGUUUUCUAGCUUCUCAUUAAUGCAGUAUAUAUAUAUAUAUAUAUAUAUAUAUAUAUAUAUAUAUAUAUAUAUAUAUAUAUAUAUAUAUAUAUAUAUAUAUAUAUAAUCAUACACACAAUGAUUUUCUUUAAUACUCCAGUCAGUUUCCUUGUCAGGUCAGGGUUUGCAAUGUAACAAACGAUCCAAGAAGGAGAAAUGGAGGGUCAAAUUAAAACAAAUAAGUGGUCUUAAUCCUUAAUACCCCCCAUUUUUUUUCUCUUACAUUGAGUUUUUUCAUGUCUGUAUAUUUCCUAAAAGUAGGUUUUGUUUUCUAUAUCCAUUGGAUUUUUUCCUCCCUAUUGAAAAAAUUGAAGAAACAGUUAAAUUUAAAAAAAAUACAAAAAAAAAAAACACAAAAAAAAAAAAAAAUAGCCAAACGCAAAACAAAGUAAUCUAUUUAGGCAUUUAAUAUAUUUAAAAAGAGAUGUUAAAAAACGAAAAGGAAAAAAAAUGGAAAAAAUUACAAAAAAAAAAAAAAAAGAUAAAACGUUCCCGUGAUUUGAUGUCAUUGUAACUAAAGGGGAGCAAAUUGAACGAAGCUGCUCAGGACUAUGCAGCUUCAUACAGUAUAUUUCUGUUACCUAAUCUUUUUAUUGAUUUUAAUUUUUCAUUUUCUAUGCUGGAUUGGUUAUUGACUAAUUCAAAUCAGCUUCCUGUUGUAAACCCAGCUCUUUUUUUUUUUUUAAGGACAUUUUUCUUAGUCUUUUUUGGAAAAAUUCAACCCCUUUCAUUGUUUGGACAUGCUUGCACUGUAUAAGGGACGUUACUCUAGCAAUAAAGAUAUUGACCCUUUUCAUGGCAGUGUGGCCAGCAAUGUAUUGAAUAAUAGGGCAGAGCAAUGUAUGCACAUGGUUAGAGAGUUUUAUUACACCUAUACAAACAAUUCUUAUUUUGUUGUGUUCCCCUCUUAUUCUACCAGGCUUCCACCUAGUUGGUGGCUGCAUGAGUGCAACUGUAAAGACACUAUUAAAUUGAAUGGUGCUAUAUAAAUAGAACAUAUUACUGUCUUAGUCAUUUUGCAGGCCCCUCCAGAAAAUAAAGGGGUUAAUCUCUUUGGUUGCAGAAAGUCCCUUCAAUGUUUUUUCAUACUGAAGACUUCUGUUCAUUUCUUUGGGGCCAGCAUUGUAUUGAUGAACAAUAUUAUGCUGGUGUCUUUAGAAAUAGGUAAAUGUAAUCUUUUGACAAUGUUAGAUUUGUAUCUGAUUUUAACCAAUACGAGUUUUUGGUUUUCAAGGAAGCCAACAACAUGUCCUUUACACUUGGGUACAAACACCCAUUUUACCACUGCAAACAUGCUAAAUAUUUGUAUGUAAUGGUGUGUUUCACUGUAGCUCUUAUUUGCUGGCAAUACUGCAUAAGCUUCUGGUAUUCUUUGUUUACCAACUGUUCUACAUGUUCAUUUUAUAAAACUGGUUGUCUCCCCACUGAAAGUAUAAAUUAACUAUAGGGCACCUGCCUUUUUAUUUUAUUUAUAGCAACAGUAUACUGUAAAUAUGGCUUCUCCUUAAUGUCGUUCGACUGAUUAUACCACAGAGAUAGCAUACAAUGUAUAGAAAAUUCCUGCUUUAUGUUUAUUUUUAUAUAUGUAAUAGCAGUUUUUGUGUUAACACAAAAUCCAUUCAUAUUGUCUGAGCAGACCAGCUUAUCUUUUAUUUUCUUAAAACAAAGGUCUCCUUCGCUUAUCUCCGUUUAAACAAAAUGAAAAUACUUCGAGAAACUGAAACUUAACUUUUUAAUACCUAUCCCUUCAUACCCCAUGUUGGGAGUGUAAUUUCUACUUCUUGUUCACCUAGCAUUUCUAUCACCAUUACUGUUGUACUAACAUUUUUAUUAUAGGUGCCAGUUUAGGCAGGGAAAAGCAGCUAUUUCAAAUGAUAAAAUAAAGAUUAAUUAGCUAUUUGUAAACAAUUUAAGACACUCCAGCAAGUAAAAUGGAUAAAUGAGAACACAUUAAAGAGGAGACAAUUCUACAGUACACUGUUCCUUUAAGAUUUCACUGGGAGUCUGCAAUGUGAUGAUUUUGUUGUCCUUUUUCACAUACAACAAACAUAUUUACAAAUAUGCUUGUUUAUGGCCCUCUUCGUGAAAGAGUUAAUGCUGCAGUGUUAGUUCUUAUAUUUAAUAAUGACUUUUAUUUCAAAUAGAUUUCUAUUUUAAUUAUGAAAGCAGCGCCUACUUAAUUUUAGUAGAAUUAUGUUAAUGAGGUAUUCCUCUAUUAUACUACAUAAAAGUCCCAAAGUCCAUCAUGGUUUUUUUUUUUUUUUUUUUUUUGCACAAUCUAAACGAUUUUUCUGCUGUUAUUUACAGCUGUGAUGCUAUCGUAUUAAAGAAAGUGUUAUAAAGUUAAAUACAUCACAAAAUAAAGACAGUUUUAAUAAAAUUGGUUAUUGCUGAUUUUGCAUUUUUAGGAUAAUUGUUAAAGAUGUUCAUUUUUUUGGAAGGACUUGUACAAAUGUAUUUUAAUAAGGCAUACCUUGACUUACAUACAAUGUGUUAAUGUGCCUUAUAUAUUAACUAAAUAUUAUUUCUAACUACUCACAUUUGUUGCUUUUUAAUUUGGAUAUUAACAUUUCUUAGUAGCUGGAACCUUGCAGCAGUUUGUUAUGGACAAUGUCUAUAAGCACUUAUGACCACAAAGAGAUUUGCUUCAAGAUUCCAUCUCACCUAGGACGUGUUUAAAUGUCUACUGUUGACAGAAAAUGAAAAUCACUACCAUAACAAAACAAAAGUUAUAGUAUAGUACAUUAUUUGUAUAUGGGUUUAGAAUGUCUGUGUCUCCCUAAAGGUAGAAAUCUUUCUUUUGUCUUCAAUUACAUAAGUCUACACUUUCAGAAAAAAAUAACAGAAUACAGAACGAUUUGGUAUUGUGCAUUUAAAAAAGCACAAUUACAGACACACUUGAGCACAAAGUACGCUGGGGCUUUAUAUGACCAGCUUACUUUUUUGAGCAACUAUGUCAUGUUAUAGUAAAAAAGAGCAUACAUGGCUUCUGAUUGAGGUGUACACAUUUGUGCACACAAUUGACAGGCAGGCUUGCAAAAAAAAAGACCAAACCACUAAAGUACAUUUUUAACCAGCUAUUUCAAAGUUUCUUUAAAAUGUGCUGGGAUCAUAUCUUGUGUUGGCAAGUCCAUUUAGUACUACAAAAGAGUGUUUAGCAUGACAAAAAAAACAAUAAAUUAUAGGAUAGAAGACUUGCAUCUAAUGUCAGCACAAGUGUUUUAGAGUUCAGUUUGAUUUUGUGUAGCCAACUAUUUACAGGGGCAGAUAAACCCAUUUCUUAUUGUGACCGAAGAAUUUGUAUAUCUGGUUGCUCAAAUAUUUAAAAAAAGAAAACAGAUUGGUUUCUAGACUGUUGAUUUCUUUUCUUUCUGUUUUUUGGUAAAAAAAAGUCUUAAUUUUGUGUUCAAUAUAGCUAUGUGAUAGAAACUCUGUGUCUUCCAUGUCCUACAAGUUAGGAAAAAUGUGGCCAAUAUUUUUUUUUUCUUCCCACAUGUAAUGGUAUAAAGUUCUGUCAUUAAAUCAUAUUUUAAAUAAUGACCACAUAAUUAAUUAGAAUUUUGACAGUUUCUAAAUGUUAUUGGUACCACUUUUCUAUUAUUUAUAAGUUUCAGACAUUUUAACUUUAAAUUAAUAAAGCAAAAAUUGUCCUAAGAA
This is a messenger RNA of Bombina bombina (fire-bellied toad), 6577 nucleotides long. It is a transcript of the gene NUFIP2, whose product is annotated as nuclear FMR1 interacting protein 2. Gene Ontology annotation, cellular component: nucleoplasm; cytoplasmic stress granule. The transcript is spliced from 4 exons. The record is from RefSeq and is a predicted model, not a curated record. NCBI's taxonomy places the organism in Eukaryota, Metazoa, Chordata, Amphibia, Anura, Bombinatoridae. Gene Ontology annotation, molecular function: RNA binding. Bases 129 to 2123 code for a protein of 664 amino acids.